Molecule: messenger RNA, 1635 nt
Organism: Helianthus annuus (common sunflower)
Lineage: Eukaryota; Viridiplantae; Streptophyta; Magnoliopsida; Asterales; Asteraceae
Product: DELLA protein RGL1
Exons: 1
Coding region: 1-1635 (544 amino acids)
Biological process (GO): regulation of DNA-templated transcription
Cellular component (GO): nucleus
Molecular function (GO): sequence-specific DNA binding; DNA-binding transcription factor activity
Source: RefSeq, a predicted model, not a curated record
AUGCCUCCUUUGGAUACUCAUAUCUUUAGAAAAAUCCACAACUACUCUAUUGGUAAUGUUGAGAAUCGAGAAAUCGAUAGUCAUGGAAAGCUGCCUCUGUUAUACGAAGAUGGUUCGGGAAACAAGUAUAAUAAAGCGACCUAUGGGUUUUCGUUUUCAACAGGAAAUCAUCAAGUAGAAUUUGAACCGUUAAAAAGUUUCCAUAGUUUGGAUGCCUUGUUUCUCGACACCACACCGCCGUUUCAUUCAUAUGAACAUAAGAUGCGGGAGCUUGCAGAUAUCGAAUCUCAAUAUUCCGAGCUUAUUAAACCACACACACAAAGUCAUGAAAAAGCAGUUCAACAUGAUCCAAGUGGCCCAAAGUUAUCAACUGAUGCGAUUAUUCGGUUAGGUGGAGAACGAUUCAUACAAUCUUGUUCAUCCACUUCGAUGAAGGAUAUUUCGAUAUCGAACCACCCUUACGGUGGUUCAUUCUCGGGCCUUUCUGAUGAAGAGGUCAAAGAUGUUCAACUCAUUGAAAAUCUUUUACUUUCUUCAGAGAAAGUCACUAAACAACAGUAUGAACGAUCAAUUAAGCUUCUUGAUUGGUGUGAUGUUCUGUCUUGUAGCAUGGAAAACCCGGUUCAAAGAUUAGUUCACUAUUUUUCAAAAGCUUUACGAGAGAAGAUUGAUAAGGAAAACGGGGGGGAUACAUCUGGUGGUUCGAAAAAGAAAGAUGAAGCAAAUCUUGCAGAGAGAGUGAUGACCCCAAGUGCAACUGCUACCAUGCUUUAUGAAAAAACACCUCUUUACCAAGCGGGUCAUUUUGCUGGGGUGCAGGCUUUGGUGGACGGUUUAUCCGGGUUGAAAAAUGUUCAUGUAAUCGAUCUCUCUAUAAAACAAGGCACACAGUGUACGAUUCUAAUGCAAGCUCUCGUAUCUCAACCCAAUUGUCCUAUCGAGCAUCUUAAAAUAACUGCUGUCGGGACUAAUUCCAAACAGAAAAUUGAGCAAACAGGUGUCUGGUUGAAGAGUUUUGCUGAAUCUAUAAACUUAUCUUUCUCUUUUAACUUGGUUAUAGUUGAAGAUAUGCUAGAUUUCAAAAAAGGUCUUCUUGAAUUGGAUCCAGAUGAAGCUUUGGGUGUUUACACAUCCUGUGGUUUAUGGGGCAUGAUAGCGCAACAGGACCGUUUAGAAUCUUUAAUGAAAGUUAUAAGAAGUAUAAAGCCUCUUGUUAUGGUGGUGUGUGAAGUUGCAGCGAAUCUUAACUCACUAAACUUUGUGAACCGUUUUAUUGAAGGUUUGUUUUUCUUUGGGGCGUUGUUUGAUUUUUUAGAAGAGUGCUUGGGUUGUGAAGAUGAAAUCCGCACAUUUACUGAGUCGAUGCAUUUUGGUAAGGGAAUAAGUAACAUUGUGGCAUCGGAAGGCGCGGAGAGAGUUAUGAGGCAUGUAAAUAUUAAUGUUUGGAGAAAGUUUUUUGCGCGGUUUGGGAUGAAGGAGACUGAGCUUAGUAUGUCUUCUUUAUAUCAAGCAAAAUUGGUGGUGGAAAAGUUUCCGUGUGGAAGUGGUUGCACAUUUGAUAGGGACGGUGAUUCGCUCGUCAUCGGCUGGAAAGGAACACCGAUCCAGAGUCUUUCUUCAUGGAAAUUCUCAUGA